Molecule: messenger RNA, 1725 nt
Organism: Dentiscutata erythropus
Lineage: Eukaryota; Fungi; Glomeromycota; Glomeromycetes; Diversisporales; Gigasporaceae
Source: the annotation of a GenBank genome assembly
AUGUUUGUUGGACCUAGUUUGGUUGGUAGCUUGGGCCGGUCUAAUUGGAAAACGAUUAGAGAAUCUCCCUAUUUUUUGCUACAAAAAGGUCCACAACACCAAAAUAAUAAUUCAAAACGAAGUAACGCGUCAGAAUAUCGAAUAAUUACAAAGGGUUUUCCACAUUAUCGAGUCGCUAAUCAUAACGACUUUAAUCAAAUUAAAGAAGCGUUUGAUUUACUACAUCAAGAAGUUAUAUCUGGGGUGGAGGGUAAAAAGACGGUAAAAAAGAUAUUAAAACAACUAAAGAUAUGGUGUUCAAAUAAUAAAAAUAUCACACUUGAAGAAGUUGAUGAGUAUGCUUCGGAUACUUCGAUAUCACCAGAUGGAAAUUCUUCUGUUGAAUUGGAUUAUCAUGAUGACCCUUAUCCCUUAAUUUCGACUACAAACAACAUAAGUAGCAAUUCAUCAGCAGCUUCUACUAAAUCUAAUAACGCUAUAAUAAAUGAGAAAACAAAUAUUACGACUUCUAUGGAUCAAGAAUCCUUUAGUCAAUCUCCUGAAAGAUUAGAGUUUCCCGCAAAUCAAUCUGAUUAUCCGGAUUCUGAUAGUUCGGAUGGUGAAGCUGCUGUUGAUGAACAUGUCGAUGUCGAAAAUGCUGAUAAUUCUAAUAAUAAUAAUGUAAAUGAAUGGUUAUCUAUAGGAUGUACUUUAAUGGAUUCUUUAAUGGGUUGGUUUGAGACUCCCCCGAUUGAAGGUGCUAAUUCUGUUCCAAAACAGAAUCAUGCUACUGCAAGUACUUCAAAUAAUAAGAAUCAGACGAUAUUAGAUAUUCCGUUGCAAUUUAUAGAUUUAUUAACUUAUCCUGAAGUUGAUACAAAAGCCUCAAAAAAAGCUUCAUUUGCAGCUGUCAGACAAAGAAUUGGCUGGGCGAAACAAUGGGCUGGCUCACUUUUCCGCAAUAGAAAUACUGCUCCUAGUUCUGUUAAAAAUGCUCAUGAAACAUCUGCCACACGAAUGUCAAAACAUUCUACGCAAGAUGCUACUAUACAGAGUGGUAGUUUGAGUGACACAACUCAUUGUGGUUCAAUGGUCGUAAAACCAUCUUCAAAGAGAGGUGUCUUCUUUCGUAAAAGUGUCCAAACAGUUCCCACCAAUUCCAAUUUAAAAGAUGGGGGAUUGGAUCGUUUGGCUGGAAAUGUAAUUUCAUCUGAAUCAGUUUCAGUUAAUGGUACUUCGCAAAUUGAUAUUAUAAAAUCUUCGGCUUCUUCAUCAAGUACAACUCCUUCAGCUGCACCUACUAGCAAUACAACAAUACAAACUUCAUUAAACAAUCAUCCACAUAUGUCUUCGAUGAAUUCUUCUAAUACUGAAACACAAGUGACCACCACCCCAAGUACAACCAAAAGGCGUUUUUUUGCAAAGAGGAUUAGUGGCCACAAUCACUCUUCUGCUAAUCAUCUAUCAAAUGGGCCAAAUGGUGUACAAGGUUCAUCUGACAUAACUGAUAGUAAAACGUCUACGUCCAUAGUACCAACCAAUAAUUUUAAUACAUCAUCUAUUAGUAAUGGGAUAAUUCAUAGUGCUAAUAAUAAUGUCAAUGGAACCGUUUAUAAUGGAAAUGUUGAUACUGAUUCUAUUAAUUUUAAUGAUUCCAAUGAAUCGCGAAAAGUCAAUGAAGUUGUAAAGUUCGGUCGAGUAUUCAUCAGACUUGGUAAUCGUAAAAUAUUGGACAAUGAAACAUAA